Messenger RNA from Aspergillus thermomutatus, 843 nucleotides. RefSeq names its product proteasome regulatory particle lid subunit rpnL (gene rpnL). Bases 1 to 843 code for a protein of 280 amino acids. The record is from RefSeq and is a predicted model, not a curated record. Gene Ontology annotation, biological process: proteasome-mediated ubiquitin-dependent protein catabolic process. The transcript has 2 exons. NCBI's taxonomy places the organism in Eukaryota, Fungi, Ascomycota, Eurotiomycetes, Eurotiales, Aspergillaceae. Gene Ontology annotation, cellular component: proteasome regulatory particle, lid subcomplex; nucleus; proteasome regulatory particle.
AUGGCAGACGGCGCCGAUCUCCGGUCCCUCGUUUCAGAGCUCCACAAUGCUCUCAACCGCAAGCAGCUCGAUGCUGCCAACAACCUCCUCAGCCGAGCAAAGCGAACCCUUCUCCUUCAGAAUGCGCUAAUUCCCACACCCUCCACACCGUCGGAGCUCAUCCCGCUCGCUCGUGAAGUUCUGGAACUAGGAGCCCUUGCCUCCAUUCGACAGACCGACGCACAAGGCUUCACGAGAUAUUACCAGCAGCUGCAGCCCUUUUACGACCUUGAGAGGGAUGGCGCGGGCUCAGCGCAUGUGGAUGCUAGGACUAGCCAGCGGAGCAAGAUUACAGGUCUGUAUCUGAUGCUUUUGUUGAGCAUGGGUGAUAGCACUAGUUUCCACACGGUGUUGGAAGGCCUGGUUGAGGAGGCGAGUCUACAGGGCAAACGCGUGGAGGAUGAUCUGUACAUCAAAUACCCCGUUGACUUGGAGCGGAGCUUGAUGGAGGGAAGCUACGACAAAGUGUGGAGGGAGACUAACUCGGAGAGAGUGCCUUCGGAGGACUUUGCUCUGUUUUCUAACGUCCUUGUUGGAACCAUCCGAAGUGAAAUCGCGGACUGCUCCGAGAAAGCGUAUCCUUCGCUUCCCAUUUCCAACGCCAAGAAUCUGUUGUUCCUUGACUCCGAGGGAGCCGUUAUUGAAUUCGCUCAGCAGCGUGGGUGGGUUCUCCGUGACGGACGGAUAUACUUCCCAGUCGAGCCUGAGGCCGCGGCCCGGUCUGAGAAGGACAUCCUGGUGGCAAGCAGCACGGUCAUCGAGAACACGAUAGGCUACGCUCGCGAGUUGGAGACGAUUGUCUAG